Messenger RNA from Encephalitozoon intestinalis ATCC 50506, 693 nucleotides. Its product is annotated as putative signal peptidase-like protein. Gene Ontology annotation, cellular component: cytoplasm. The record is from RefSeq and is a predicted model, not a curated record. The coding region runs from base 1 to 693 and encodes 230 amino acids. Lineage: Eukaryota; Fungi; Microsporidia; Unikaryonidae. The transcript has a single exon.
AUGUUUAACCACCCAGAGUGGAUAUCAUAUCACCUAAACAGCAUCUGGAACGAGACAAACGAGAAAUGGAAUGAAGGUGAUAUGGAAUGGAAGACCGUGGGUGUAACCCCGAGUAGAUUUAUCGAUAUUCCUGGAGAUAUAGAGACAAACAAAAAAGGGCUUCCGCCAAUAGGGUUCAGGGCCAUGUUCCCUGGAAGGUGGUACUCUGUUGUUGAGUUUCCCAGCGGAAGACUUGAAAUAGGCUAUCACACGAAUAUAAUUGAUUUGGAUACAUAUGUGAUACUAGAAGCGGACCGAGGAGAGGAUUGCGGGAAAAUAGUUGGAAACAUGAGUGAACACGAAUUCGAAAGCUCUGUUGCAAAGAUAAGAGAUACAAAGAUCGAGUUUGAGCUCAAAAAGAUACUCCGAAGGGCGUCUCUUGAUGAUCUUAAUAAGCUGAGACAGAGGAAGAAGAUAGAGGCUGAGUCUCUGAAGCAAUGCAAAGACCUGGUCAAUGCUAGAAAUCUAAAUAUGGAGAUACUGAGCUGCGAGUAUCAAUGGGACAUGAAAAAAAUAACAUUCUACUUCAAAAGUGACCGGAGAAUAGAUUUUAGAGAUUUACUGAAAGAACUGUUUAAGAUAUUCAAAGUAAGAAUCUGGAUGUGUGCAGAAAGAAGAACCAAUAACGAUCUAAUUAAAAAAAUAUUAGGAUAA